Rotaria socialis is the source of this 987-nucleotide messenger RNA. NCBI's taxonomy places the organism in Eukaryota, Metazoa, Rotifera, Eurotatoria, Philodinida, Philodinidae. The record is from the annotation of a GenBank genome assembly.
AUGACUGUCAUACCCAUUCUAUUUGAAACUUUACCGAAUGAACUUCUAAUGAAUAUAUUUCAAUAUUUUGACGCUCGAGAUCUAUUUCGAGCUUUUCACAAUCUUAACUGUCGUUUCAAUAGACUUCUUCGAUCACUUAGAUAUGUUUGUUUUACUCUAAUUAAAUUUGAUUCUAAUGAAAGCAAUGAUUAUCAUAUUUUUGCUCCAUACAUCUAUAAUCUAGUAAUAGAUCAUGCAGUCAACAUUGAUUUAAGUCGAUUUGCAAAUCUUCAUCGUCUUACUUUAUUAUCUCCAACAUCUAAUCAACUAAAACAAGUCGUGUCUAAUAGUUUAGAUUAUUUAGAAUAUCUUUCAAUUGGAUAUGAACAUUUUCUUUUUUCAUAUUAUAUUCCUGAUUUAUGCGAAAAGAUUUUCUCUAAUGGUUUUCCACGCUUAACAUCUUGUUGUCUGUUCGAACCAAGAAUACUCGAGAUAAUACCAAAGUUUACGCAAGCAACACAGUUAUGUAUUUUAAAAAUGGAUAAUGUUGAUUUAUUAGCAUACAAAUAUAUACUAUCAUUAUGUCCGAAUUUAAAUCUAUUUGAAUUCACCAUGUUAAAUCAACAGGACGACUUGAUUAAUAUUGAACCACAUAGAAAUCUUAAAAAAAUGUCUAUAAAAUUUCCAAGUUUAAUGAAAUCAUUUUCUGACUGCGCCAUGAAUUGUUAUUUAUCAUGCGUUCCAAAUUUAGAACAGUUGAAUGUAUGUGAAAUUAAUUUUGAUGUCACUAUUAUGGUAUAUUUGAAUUCGAAUUGGUUCGCUUCGUUAAUUAAAAAACAUUUACCAUCACUGCGUCGAUAUAAAUAUUAUAUUCAUGCUUGUGGAGUUAAACAGAAUGAUGAAAAUACGUUAAAUAGUAUUAAAACAAAUUUUAAACAAAUACAUAAUCAACGAUAUCAAUCUGUACUUGUUAUUAAGCUAUCCCAUUCGUCAUUGUCAACCGAUUGA